CUGCGCUGUGUCCAGUUGUGGAUAAAGUUGAAUCAAGACCUCACGACACAAAUGUAAACAACAACUUUACGGCAGUAAAUAUGGCGUCUCACUUCAGCGGUGUCCUGCAGCUGACAGAUCUCGACGAUUUUAUCACCCCGUCUCAGGAAUGUGUCAAACCAGUCAAAGUAGAGAAGAAACAAGGUAAAUCUGUGGCCAAAAUACAGAUUGAGGAUGAUGGAAGUUACGUACAAAUCAACCAGGAUGGAGGAAAACAAAAGCUGGAGAGAGCCAAGAUCACUCUGAAUGACUGUUUGGCCUGCAGUGGCUGCAUCACCUCAGCUGAGAGCGUCCUCAUCACGCAGCAAAGUCACGAGGAGCUUUUAAAAGUGCUGCGGAAUAAUAAGACCAAAGAGACAGAGCAGAAGGUUGUAGUGGUGUCAGUAUCGCCACAGUCCAGAGCCUCCCUUGCAGCACACUACAACCUCAGCAGUAGUGAGGCUGGCGGGAGGCUCGCUUCUUUCCUCAAAGGGCUUGGUGUUCAUCAUGUGUUUGACACCAGCUUCAGUCGGUCGUUCAGCCUGCUGGAGAGCGAGAGAGAGUUUGUGGAGCGUUUCAGUCGGAAGGAGCAGGACAACAAAGCCCUGCCCAUGCUGACAUCCGCCUGUCCAGGUUGGAUCUGUUAUGCAGAGAAGACACAUGGCGAGUAUAUACUUCCAUAUAUCAGCACCACUCGCUCUCCACAGCAGAUGAUGGGCUCUCUGGUGAAAAGCUAUUUUGCAGAGCAGCAGGGCCUUAGUCCACAGCAGAUCUACCACGUGGCAGUGAUGCCCUGCUUUGACAAGAAACUCGAGGCUUCUCGCUCCGACUUCUACUUGAGCAAAGCUGAGACCAGAGAGGUGGAUUGUGUCAUCACUUCGGGAGAGGUUCAGAAAAUGUUGGAGGAGCACAAUGUGUCUCUUUCUGAUGUUGAGCCUGCAGCCCUGGAUACAAUGUUCAGCAGCGUGUGUGGGGAUGAGUUCCUGAGGCAUGCUGGGAGUGGCUCGGGAGGUUACCUCCAUCAUGUGUUCACAUAUGCUGCCAAACAGCUGUUCGGAGAGGAGGUGAAGGAGCUCACCUACAAGACGCUCAGGAAUAAAGACUUCCAAGAGGUGAGACUGGAGAGAGAUGGCACCGUCCUGUUGUGUUUCGCCUCAACGUAUGGUUUCCGCAACAUUCAGAACCUCGUGCAGAAACUCAAGAGGGGAAAGUCGCCCUACCAUUUUGUGGAAGUUAUGGCCUGCCCGUCAGGCUGUCUAAAUGGUGGUGGGCAGGUGAAGCCCUCAUCUAGUCAAAACCAAAAGGAUCUUCUCCACCUGGUCGAGGAACUCUACAAGGCAGAGCGCCCCCUGUUGCCAGAAAAUGAGACCCGCGUCGCAGAGUUGUAUGAAACCUGGCUUCACACCCUGGGAGAGGAGAGAGCCAAACAACUGCUGCACACACAGUACCACACUGUGGAGAAAAUGACCAACGGGCUCACUAUGAAGUGGUGAUUCAUGUUCUUGUCAAGCCAAGAUGAUGUUUGCAGACUUUUAUUUUGCACUCACAUUUGGUGCUGACAGAGGAGCAUAGCAAAGGUGAACAUUUAUUUCUCUAGAGAUAAGAAUUAUGUUCAUGUAUGCACUGUUCUUUUAGCUUUUUUCCUAUGAAAUACCAAUUAUAAACCAAUGCUUUUGGACUGUGAAUAAAUUAACUGUUUAUUGUCCACAUAA
Messenger RNA from Girardinichthys multiradiatus, 1730 nucleotides. RefSeq names its product cytosolic Fe-S cluster assembly factor narfl-like. Gene Ontology annotation, biological process: iron-sulfur cluster assembly. Gene Ontology annotation, molecular function: 4 iron, 4 sulfur cluster binding. The coding region runs from base 81 to 1511 and encodes 476 amino acids. The record is from RefSeq and is a predicted model, not a curated record. Lineage: Eukaryota; Metazoa; Chordata; Actinopteri; Cyprinodontiformes; Goodeidae. Gene Ontology annotation, cellular component: cytosolic [4Fe-4S] assembly targeting complex. The transcript is spliced from 11 exons.